This is a messenger RNA of Purpureocillium lilacinum, 243 nucleotides long. The record is from RefSeq and is a predicted model, not a curated record. NCBI's taxonomy places the organism in Eukaryota, Fungi, Ascomycota, Sordariomycetes, Hypocreales, Ophiocordycipitaceae.
AUGUCGUUUAUCACGGAGACGCGGCAUCCGCCGAAGGGAGUACGUGUCCGCGGGCGGGAGACAGCUACUGUGCCGUCGCACUCCGCCAUGAGGCAAUACGAAGCCACAGUUUUACCAUACAACGUGAUCACGUACUAUGUUGAAUGCUCUACGGCGACUACUCGGAGUGUGGGCGAUGGUUGCCGGACAGGGGCCUUUGAUACAAUUUGUCCUCCGAGUGACGGGCCUGGCUCCUACAACUAG